Molecule: messenger RNA, 2267 nt
Organism: Scheffersomyces coipomensis
Lineage: Eukaryota; Fungi; Ascomycota; Pichiomycetes; Serinales; Debaryomycetaceae
Gene: RAD53
Product: serine/threonine/tyrosine protein kinase
Exons: 2
Coding region: 1-2229 (742 amino acids)
Biological process (GO): mitotic DNA damage checkpoint signaling; protein phosphorylation; DNA repair
Cellular component (GO): nucleus
Molecular function (GO): ATP binding; protein serine/threonine/tyrosine kinase activity; protein serine/threonine kinase activity
Source: RefSeq, a predicted model, not a curated record
AUGGAGUUUACCCAGCCUACGCAAACACAACCAACCCAGCAAUCACCUCCAACUCAAACCCAAGAUGGUAGAGAAGUUGACUCGAAGUUAAUAUGUCGAUUUAUAUGUGCAACGGGUCAAUUGAAAUGCUUCGACUUUGGUAAAGAGAAAGAAACUAUCAAUGGUAAAAAGGAGUGGGUUAUUGGAAGGGGUACAGAUUGUGAUUUCAAAAUGAACUUUUCUUCAAGACUUUCAAGUAAACAUUUCAAAGUAUGGUUAAAUGAACAUGAUAAGUCUUUAUGGAUUCAAGAUAAUUCCACCAAUGGUACAUAUUUAAACAAUAAUAGAUUAGUCAAGGGUUCAAAUUAUAUAUUAAAUCAAGGAGAUGAAAUAUCGGUAGGAAAUGGUGUACCGAAAGAUGUGGCAAAGUUUGUGGUGUUGUUCUCCGAUGGUUAUAAUCCACUUAAACUAUCAACUUCAAAUCAAAAUUCAAUAAUUCAAGAUGAAGGAAUACAUAAGGAUUUUACAAUUAAAAGUGAGACCAUAGGUCAAGGUGCUUUUGCAACUGUGAAAAAGGCUAUAGAGAGAUCCACAGGUAAAUCUUUUGCCGUCAAAAUUAUAAAUAGAAGAAAAGCAUUGAAUACUACAGGUGGUGGAGCAUUGGAAGGUGUUGAUCGAGAAUUGUCCAUUUUGAGAGAGUUGGAUCAUCCUAAUAUUGUCGCAUUGAAAGCAUUUUACGAAGAUAUGGAUAACUACUAUAUAGUAAUGGAAUUAGUUCCAGGAGGUGAUUUGAUGGAUUUUGUGGCUGCAAAUGGAGCAAUUGGUGAAGAGGCAACUCAAGUUAUAACUAAACAAAUUUUAGAAGGAAUAAAAUAUGUACAUGAAAAGGGAAUAUCACACAGAGAUUUAAAGCCAGAUAAUAUUUUAAUUAUGCAAGAUGAUCCAAUUUUGGUCAAGAUAACGGAUUUUGGUUUAGCUAAAUUUAGUGAUAAUUCUACUUUUAUGAAAACAUUUUGUGGAACUUUAGCAUAUGUGGCUCCUGAAAUUAUAACUGGUAAAUACGAACAGACUACUGAUAAUGGAAAAAGAAAUUAUUCAUCCCUUGUUGAUUUAUGGUCAUUGGGUUGUCUUGUCUAUGUAUUACUCACCUCACAUUUACCCUUUAAUGGGAAAACGCAAGCACAGAUGUUUCAAAAGAUCAAAUUAGGUGAAUUCCAUGAGGCACCUUUAAAUUCAUACCAUAUUUCACACGAAGGUAGAGAUUUCCUAAGGCAAUGUUUACAAGUAAAUCCAAGAUUACGUAUCACUGCCGAUGAAGCUUUGAACCAUGAUUGGAUCCAAGGAGCUUACUGCGAAGAAUCUCAACUGCAAAAACCUUUAAGUUUAUCACAAUCACAAUCACAACAAUCAAGGAAGAUAGAUAAUGACGUUAUGUUCAGGCCUUUAGAGGGUAAGAAAGUCAAAACUGGUAAUAACGCAUUCAAAGUUCCGAAGAGAGUUAUUCCAUUACCUCAAACACAAGCACCACCCGCAAGUCAACAACAAAGAGCCUCCUCUCAACAACCUUAUGAACCAAAUAUAUCAAGCUCACAACCGAAUAGAGCAAGAAGAAAUAGUAAUGAUGAUGAGAAUGAAAAUGAAUCUUCAAAAUUGAACUUUAAAAAACAAAAAUUCGCAUCUCAAAUUGAUAAUUCCUCAAGCAGGAAUUCAACAGCAUUUAACAAUAUAACGAACUUACAAAAGAAACGAUUAGUAGGCAAUAAUGGAUUGCUGAAUAUUGCUGAAGUGUCAACAGAAACUUAUCCUAAGGGAACUUGGUUAACUUUAGAGCCACUCCAAGACUCAAUGUAUACUAGCCCAGUCCACAUGGAUGAAUUAAAUUAUCAUUCAAUUGGUAGACUGGAAGUAUGUGAUACUUGGAUAAAUGAUGAUAGAAUGUCUAAAAUCCACUGUAUAUUUCAUAGAUCUAGAAGCAAUCCUGAUGGAGAAUAUGUCAUAGAGUUAUUAGACAUUAGUACAAAUUCAUGUGCUGUGGGCGAACAAACUAUAGGUAAGGGUAGAAAAAUCAUAAUACGAGAUAAAGAUAUCGUACAUUUAUUUAUGGAUGACAGCUCGAAUGAACUGAUUGGAUUUAGGGUCAUUGAUAGAAAUGCAAAGAAAUCAGUCAGCGAAGAAAUUCCUAAAGUUACUCCCAUGACUUCAAUCGAUAACUCUCUUAGAGAAAAGGUUCUGACUGGCUUCAGUCGUUAGCGAUUAUACAUUAUGUUAGACUUUAAUAUAUACAGCUU